CUCUUUUCUUUUCUUUUUUCUUUUAACCCAGUUCUAUCUGAAUCGACAUGGAAUUGGCUUUACUUCUGCUCCUCGGUCUUCUUCAUAAAAAACAAGCGCAAGGGAUCCAAGCUGAGACCAGGUUUGUGAAGCUGGGAACCAACCUCACUUUGGAAUUGAAGAAAACUUUUGUAUUUACUCAGAAUAAUGACCAACUAUUCUGGAAUUUCAAUACAAGUUUCACCAUUUUAAGAGCAGACACCUCAUCCCCAAUAACAAUAUAUGAAAAUUACAGUAACAGAGUCACAUUAUUAGAAAACUUUGCCUUGAUUUUAAGAAAUGUACAUGCACUGGACAAUGGAUAUUACACUGCAGUACUUGGAGGUGCUAAACAACAAACAUUGGCUGACUACAAUGUUCAAGUUCAAGCUGCAGUGUCUCCCGUCAAGUUGGAGGUGGCAUCGAUGUGGAACGACAUGGACACCUGUAAUAUGACUGUGACCUGCAGAGCUGACACCACACAACUCAAUUUAAAUUUUGAAUGCCACAAAGUCUGCAGUCAGAAUGGAAGUGAAUUGUUAAAGGCAGAUGGCCAUCUCAAGCUCAUCUCUGACAAUUAUAGUAUUGUGUGUGAGCACAGCAACAACGUGAGCAAGACCGAGCAGGCGAAGAAUGUUCACAUUUGUGCUCUAAACCUGGUGGUGAGUACAUGGAAGAGACAGCGUCCAGUCAACUAAGUCUGUUAUAGAGAACCAGAGGGAUAGCAUCCAACCAGAGGGAUAGCAUCAAAUUCUAGGCCAACCGCACCCUUAAUGAAUCACCCCCCUAUUUUUGGUCAACAACGACCAGCCCCAGAAAAUGACAAACGGGCUUGUUUUUAUUAUUUGGAUUUCUUGAUUCUAUUAUACUGGAUUCUACAUGCUGUGUCAAGGGAUUUUAUCUUCUAUUGUUGUUUUUUUCCCCCUUGUAAUUUAUAACCACAACUGUUUUUCAGAUUACUUUUGUCCAUCCAUUCAUCCAUUUUCUUAACCGCUUAUCCUCACUAGGGUGAUGUAUGAGGACGCAGCGUACACCCAGAAGUAUAAACAAACAACGAUUUGCACUCACAUUCACAUGGGCAAUUUGGAGUCUGCAAUUAAUGCAUGAUUUUUAGUAUGUGGGAGGAAACUGAAGUACCUGGGGAAAACCCACCCAGGUGUAGUGGGUCUAACUCUGCGUCGUGCAUUUUUUUGGGAUAGAUGGAUGGAUGAGAAAACACACACUUUGGAUGGUCUCAAAAUGGUUUCAUCUUUUCUCUGCAUUCCAAAAGAGACACAUUCUCGGGUGUUCACAGAUUUAUCUUCACAAAUACUCUCGCUCCUCCGCAACACCAAAAACUCGGUCACCACGCGCCCUCUGCCAACACUCAUUCCCACCGCACAAACCACAUGGUCAUCCAGCAACGCACUCGGACCGGGUCAGCCUUUCACGUACUUCUCCUGCUAGCAAGUUUAUGCUUGAAAUCAAUGAAAC
Molecule: messenger RNA, 1491 nt
Organism: Syngnathoides biaculeatus (alligator pipefish)
Lineage: Eukaryota; Metazoa; Chordata; Actinopteri; Syngnathiformes; Syngnathidae
Exons: 3
Coding region: 48-716 (222 amino acids)
Source: RefSeq, a predicted model, not a curated record